This is a messenger RNA of Huiozyma naganishii CBS 8797, 2187 nucleotides long. It is a transcript of the gene SKY1, whose product is annotated as serine/threonine protein kinase SKY1. The transcript has a single exon. Gene Ontology annotation, molecular function: ATP binding; protein kinase activity. Bases 1 to 2187 code for a protein of 728 amino acids. The record is from RefSeq and is a predicted model, not a curated record. NCBI's taxonomy places the organism in Eukaryota, Fungi, Ascomycota, Saccharomycetes, Saccharomycetales, Saccharomycetaceae. Gene Ontology annotation, biological process: protein phosphorylation; spliceosomal complex assembly; regulation of mRNA processing.
AUGUCGAAGGUGCAUCGGGCUGGGAACACAAGCAGCAGCAGCAGCAGCAGCAACAACAACAGUGGUCAUAGUAGUAGCGAUGGCGGUGGCAGUGGCCGGGAAGAGCUGGCUGGUAAGGGUAAGAAACACGAUUUGACUUUUCCGCGGGAAAGCGUUGAUAAGAAGAAAGUGAGCACGAAAUCGAAGCUGUCGCUUGCGUUGCAGAACAGCGAGACCGGGUCUGCUGUGCAGGUCGGUGGUGCUAAGGCUGGAGACGGUAUGGUUUUGGAUGAAAGUGCCGUGGAGGAUGACCCGGGCGGUCCCCGUGCAGGACAGGGACUCGCCGGUGUCGAUGACGAGGAUGAUGACGCCGUUACGGCUCUGUCCUUUAUGACUGCAGCGUCUACGGUCAAUACACGGACUGAAUCCGAGUCAGAUUCAGAGUACUCGUCGUGUGAUGAGAAAAACGAGGAGUCUUUGAAGGAUUAUAGACCCGGAGGGUACCACCCGGCAUACAAGGGUGAGAAAUACAAGGAAUGCCGGUACGUUUUGGUGAGGAAGUUGGGCUGGGGCCAUUUCUCUACGGUGUGGUUGGCCAAGGACACGGCGACAGGCUCGCAUGUCGCGAUGAAGAUCGUGCGAAGCGAUAAAAUAUACACCGAGGCUGCGCUCGACGAGAUCAAACUGCUCGAGAGGCUCAAGUGCGAUAAAGAGGACCUCUGCGAGGGGUCCAAACAUAUCCUGGAUCUGAUGGACAGUUUUAUACACACGGGUCCGAACGGGAAACAUAUCGUUAUGGUGUUUGAAGUGCUCGGUGAAAACUUGCUCGCAUUGAUCAAGAAGUACGAGCAUCGCGGUAUUCCGAUAAUAUACGUUAAACAAAUCUCGAAACAGUUACUUUUGGGUUUGGACUACAUGCACAGGAAGUGUGGCGUCAUUCACACGGAUAUAAAACCUGAAAACGUUUUGAUGGAGAUUGGCGACGUGGAAUCCAUUGUGAAAAUGGUGACUAUGCUUGAUAAACAGAAGAGGGACGUUAAGAAAUUACAGAGGAAGCUCCGCAGAUCAGAAACGGAUGUACAAAAGAGAGCUGCUCCACAGAGUAACGGCACACAUUCUCAUAUUAACACGGGUCCGUCAUCGAUCAAUUCAAACCAUAAUAGAGCCGAUUACAGAAGCUUCAGCAACAACUCGACGACAAACAACAACGUCACUCUGUCGCAUUCCUCCAAAUCGGCCGUUCAAAGUAUCCCACCGCGGAGAGCGAGAAGAAACACAAUAAUUAGAGGGUCUCAACCUUUACCGUCCCCACUCAGUUCUACGAAUUUUUUCGAACUCAAGAGUCAACUGCUUAAUGGCACCUCCUCGACAUCUUCGUCACAAUUCCCAUCGCCUUCUAAAAACGGCGAUACCUCUGUUGGAUCUGUGAACUCCUCGUCAUACAGAGAAUACCAUGGUAUAAACGAGAAACAAAUCACACAUUCCCUGUCCUCAUUCGAACUCUCGAAUGAACAGGGCCACAAUUUCAGCGAAAACUCUGUGGGCAACUACGACCACUCGUACACAGAACAAAUGGGGGGUGUCACCACAGAUGCGGAUAACAACAUCAUCCAGAUCAAGAUUGCCGAUAUGGGGAACUCCUGCUGGUAUGACGAACACUACACAAACGCCAUCCAAACGAGGGAGUACCGUUCCCCGGAGGUGUUAAUGGGGGCACCAUGGGGGUGCAGUGCAGAUAUAUGGUCCACUGCGUGCCUUAUAUUCGAACUAAUCACUGGUGACUUUCUGUUUGAACCAAACGAGGGCCACUCGUACACGAAGGAUGAUGACCACAUUGCUCAAGUCAUUGAACUACUGGGGGACUUCCCGCCGUACUUGUUGUCGCAGGGCAAGAACACCAAGAAUUUUUUCAACUCAAAGAACAAGUUGAGGAACAUCUCCAAAUUGAAGUACUGGCCGUUGAAGGACGUGUUGAUGGAAAAAUACAAGUUCAAUGUAGCAGACGCGACACAGAUUUCCGAUUUCUUGCUCCCCAUGCUUGAGUUGGAUCCGCGAAAACGCUCAGACGCCGGCAGGCUUGUCAACCACCCGUGGUUGAAGGACACCUUGGGGAUGGAACGCAUUACAGUAGGUGAUAGAGAGCUGUAUGGUAGCGGUAGCGACAUCCCAGGCUGGUUCGAGGAAGUGCCGGGCCACAAUAAGCAUUAA